AUGUCCGGAGCCGAACCGAGACGACGCGUCUUUUUGCUUUUUUCCGUCCAACAAUGCUCUGAUAGGGAGAUGCCACCGACGUGUAAAAAAUCGAAGACUAGUUCUUCAAUAGAGACUGAAGUCUGGAGAGAUGGCGUUGAUAAUGCGAGUCGUUCUCGUUUACGCCAAGAGCUUAACCUGUUGCACAGUGAGAUGGAAAUAGCUCAAUAUGGGAGGACGGUGAACGGGCAAUUUCGAAAAAAAAUGCCUAGAAAGCAAUCUAUUGUCCGAACCAAAAAGCGAAAAGACCUAGAAAAACGCGAAGCCAAGCAGCAGGAAAUAUUGGAUGUAGUGGACACUUCACACAAACGACUUCGUGGCUCGAAAGCCGCUCAAGACUACAAAGUAAUCGAAGGCAGUAUUGUGUUUGGAACCAAAACCCAGGUAGAGACACAAGAAGAAGACGGUUUAUCUGAGGUUUCAAAAGAUGCAGGAGAUGGGGAAAGGGAACACAAUUUUGCUGAACCUAACGAAGGGGGUGAGUGUCCGGAUACAUAUGAAAAAAGUGAUAUCGAGCACCCUGAAGAAGAAGUGGAUAGUACCCACCUAGCCAAGGUUUCACCCCAGAAAACGUCUGGCUCUUCAGAACCGCGAAAGAGAUCGCUUCAUCGCCUCAAAAAUUUCAAAUCGCAACGUAUGGCACACAAGCAUGGCGAUGCCCUAGGGGCUCACGCCCGUGGACAGUCGAAACUUGCUAUCGAAAAGCUGAAGCAGGUUGCUCGGGAGGCGCCCUCUGCCCCACAAGUGUAUUCAUCGCUCGGAAUGGUUUAUGAAGACAUUCUGAAAGACAGCCGUCGUCGGCAUGAGACGGUAGAUCGAUGCCUCGAUGAUGACAAUUUAUCUGAGCAUAGCCCUUUUUUCUCAUCUUAUCUAACCGAGGCCGGUGCGGAAUUGGAUUCGUCUUGCCAUCGUAACUCAGCCUUCACUGACUUCUCUGAUGCCUUGCUGAAUGAAUUAGUGGACAUUGCAAAGAAAGCUUACGGAUCGUACCAUAUUGCUGCCAUUCUGUGCAAAAGAGACUACACACUCUGGGUACGAGCCGCUGAAAUGGCCUUGGAAAUUGCCCAUCUUCAUUCAUCUGUAUUGGUUUUGCAGGGCGUUUCUGAAAGCGCUCAAACAUUUCACCAGUCCGAAUCGGAACGCUGGUUAAGCGAAGCUAAGCGCGACUUUGAAACUGCCGACAACCUUCAUCCUCCAGGCAUCGAUGUUCCCGCAAAGCUCGCUACUGUGCUGAUAGAGCUUGGUUGUCUUUCGGAGGCGCUAACUCUGCUCACUGACUUGAAAAAUCGGAAGUCAAAAGCGGACGCUUGCUCCGAGUUUGAGUCAAGUUAUCAAGCGUGGCUACUUUACGCAAAUCUCAUGCUACAAAUUGGACACGAAUGUAUUCAAUGGGAGAAAGGAGUCCAAACAAACCGAAAUUACAUGUUUCGUCGAUGGUUGCGGAAAUUUGCAUCAACUUUCAACUGGCGAGAAAGGCGUUUACAAGCACUUUGCAAAGCUCUCGAAGCUGCAGCAGGAUCGACGAGUAGUGCACAUUUACUAACGUGGCUUCAAAAACGAGCCGAAGAUCUCCCAUUCGCGACAACACACGAUGACGAGAGCCCUACUAGCACUGAAAUGGUGGAGAUUGAUGUGCAAUCAAUUAUGAGAGGUAGAGAAAGAGGUAUUGAAGAAGGCGAUGAUUCAUAUCACUUGACAUCAUCAAAAAUAGAGCAAGAUCUCCUUCUUCGUCGCAACGAAGCAGAACUGGCUGACUUUGACAAAACGACAAGGGAUAUGAUUGUAGACAAUGCGUCCAUAGCGGUAAAGCGACGUGCAUCCAUUCGCAAGGAGCUUAUAUACCGCCACCAACAGCAGAUUGCGGAUUUGUCCACCCUUGACUUAGGAAGCAGAUUGAGAGAGACGAGUGUAGCUGAUGCGUUGAACGAACGUGGAGGAGUCGCAUGUGGGUUCAUGUCAAGCCACUCUAUUGGCGCGUCUUGUACUACUGUUUGCCAAAUUUCGUCUAUAUUGAUGCGUCACAUGAUCUUUUUGCAUUUAUUUGAAGGAGCUGUGUUGGUGGGAGAUACUGUUGCUCUCUACAUGAAAGAGCGGGCGGCUAGACAUGAGCGAAGAAGCGAAUUCCUUAGAAUUCGAACUGCUAAGAGACUUUCUAUUAGCAACAGGGUAGUGCAAGACGAGGCGUACGACGAAAUGCACGACAUUGAAAGCGAUGAUGAAGAUAUACUGUUAUCGGACGAGGACCAUCUAACAAACGAAACCGGUAUAUUUCUUUCUUUGAAGAGUGGGGCUUUGCCGCCUGAAUUGCUAGUUCUCAAGUCUUUGGCGUAUGUCGGUAUAGGUGGAAAGGACUAUCUUGCUGCCAAGGGUCUUGAGUCGGUCAACGCACUGGUCCAGGAGCCAGAUAGCUGGUUCACUAAAGACACGAGACGCGUGAAAAACUGCGGUACAUGCUGGGAAAGCUUUAGACAGGAUAUGACGGAACCCCUUCGCAAGACAACCGCGCUGUCGCUCACGGCUAAAGUAGUUGGGGAAGUAGGGAAAAUGCGUGAAAUGGCCAAUUUUUUGAGGCCCCUGUUUGAUGAAUAUGAAACUGUCCUUUUUGCACAAGGCUUUGUGGAUCAAUUGAUAGAAACGCUUCAAUCAAUGCCAUGUUCCAAAAGCACAUGCCAUACGUUCGACGUUAUUGUCGCCGCUUCACGCUUCCGCCUACAGAUUGCAGCCAAAAUAAUAUCAUCAGGGCGUGAUAAAAGCAAAAGUACAGCUCUGAUAAUAUUGUCGUUGGAGAAGUCGUUGUCCAUAUUGUCAAAAAUGUGGAGUAUCGAAAGGGACAGAUCAAUUCCGGAACCAUGUGUUACUUUACUGGCAGUUGUCGCCGAAGCUGCAAGGUUGGUCGCGAAGCUACAGAUGGGCUCUGAUAUCACUCAAAGUUCGCUUGAAAAUAUAUAUACCCACAUUUUAAGAGCUGUUUCGCAUAUCUGUGAUCACGAUGGCCUCGAUCUUACACUGGACUGCAAGGAUGAUGUGCUGGAGUUAUUGUCAGAGGCUCCGUUCGCUGUGUCUUGGAUGUCAAGCUCGCAUGAAGUUAUUGCAUUGCGAUCGUAUAACAUGUGCGUCGCUAAGAACGUAUCGUUCUUUUCUGGCUGGGAGAAGGGAGAAUUUGCUGAGCAGCUUUUGCGCUACCGCGAGGUUCCAAACUUGUUUGGAGUUACAACAGCAGAUUCUAGAACUUCUGGGUUUGUAGGAUUAUCUCUUGAGAUCGAGCUUGAGCAGGUUUGGCACGUCAUGCAUAGUAUUGUUCCUGAAACAUCUGCUUUCGACUUCAGAAACCAGUUGAUGGCAGUGCGCAAGACUCAGUGGUAUGAAGAAACAAAAGGCGAUAUAGAGGCAGCAGAGAUGCGCUUUUCUAUUGCCUCUUUUGGGGAGGAUUCGGGCCUGAGUCUCCUGUUGAGUUUCGCUAAGAUUUGCUUGGAGCGAGCCAAGUUGUCGCGUUCAGAGCUCGAGAAGAACAAAAAUGUGCUGAAUGCUCUCAGUAUUAUUUUGCCUAUUUCACAAUUCUGCUUAAAUACGAAAGUUUGGGAGUCUGCUAUAGGAAGCGCUGCUGCUGGCGCUAACGGUGAACGUGUGGCAUUAGAAUUUAAGAGAAUUCGCAAGUUUGGUAUGGGAGGCACGGUGCGUCCCUCAGGUCGCGAAUCGGCCAGUACAAAGAAACGUGCCUUGGAACCGCAAGGGAGUGAAACAAGAUUCCGAGGCUGGUUCGAAGGGGAGAACAACAAAUAUCCCAUGCGUAAUUUUUUGAAUAUUCCUUGUAGUUCAUUCAGAGACGCCUGGCAUUCCUGUUCAGGCGAUGAAACCGUUGUGUCAAUCGAAACGAAAACAGCUAUGCAAAGGUUGGCGAGAUCAGUGGGACUUCUUCGAAAUUGUUAUACGGAGCAAGCGAUAGAGCGAGCAUCGUUGAGUAUUGCGACUUUGCUUCUGGAUCUUGCAGCGAAACCUGGUUGCCGCAAUCCAUUUAUUUGCAUGCAACAAGCUACUCUUUUUUCAAGCCAAGCUGCGAAGGGAGGGACAAGCGAUCAGCCUUUCAAAGUUUCUCUUCCAAAUCAACUCGCGGUCCAGCCUGCACAAGCAUUAGCAAUCCUUGGAAGGGCCGACUGCUUACAGGCAAUACACUUCUGCGAUGAAGCUGCUUAUCUAUGUUGGUUUGUCGUCAGUCUUUGCAGACAACGACGCGAUCAUCGACGAGAUGAUUUCGGGUGGACUCGUCAGUGGAAAAUCAUUGCCGUGUAUGCGUACAAUAAAUCCUCAGAAUCAGGGUUUACAUGGAGUUCUGAGUCUGUGAAAGAGCUGCAACAAGCCAGGGCCGAUGGAAUUGCGUGGAGUGCUACGCUUUGUGGAGACGGCAGCGUCCAGAAAAAUAAAAAUACUGAAGAAGACGAAGGAGAAAUAGACGUAGAAUCAUUUUCUCCAGCAAUCAAAGUUGACCGAUCUACUGGAUUCACCGAAGUAGGCGAUGUGCUUGCUGAUGCACCGGUGCUCAACAAUAGUAACCCUUCAGUUGGGCUUCAAUGUUCGUCUUCAGAAGAAUCUCCCAUGAAGCCCGGACCCUUCCUCCCUGAUGCUGCCGGUAACUAUCUUGAAUCCUCGCCAGGCAAGCUUCAGGGCUGAUCUCUCAAACAUCGUCGAACUUUGAAAAGUCUCCCCAGACAUGCAGAAAAAGACUUUUUUCUCGAAUUAUGUGCAGAUAGCGGUUCCAAUAGAAUCUACAUUGAUAAGAAGUUAAUCUAACUGUUAAUCCCUUUCAUCACUUUUCCGAGAUCUAAACUUCUGUUGGCUCCCACUCCUUCGUUGUAAAGUUAUCAUAUAUUACAGCAAUCGAGAAUCAACCCAUCGUCUGUUGGACAACAAUUACCACUAAGUCCACCAUUGCGGCAUGAAUCAUAGUUCAGGCAAGAGGAAUACUUUAUAAAACGAUCAUGCACAAUAGUUGAUGCUUCAGAUUUUUUCUCAACCGCUGAUAAUGUAAUCAUAGACGGCGAAAAUCCUUUACGAUUUGCUAUCCAGAACAGCAAUUGGCUUUUGCUGAGUCCGGCGUCGAGUUCAGCGCUGAAGACUCCUUGCGCUUCCUCCCAGGCCGCCUGAGGGUCCAUGAUUGCGUGAUCCCCAACAACAAAGCCCCUCCAAGCCAUCUCAACUUCCCCAAGACCAUUGAGUAUGUUUGUGUACUCCUCAGUGACAUAUUUUCGACUGAAUAGCUCUCCAGUAGCCGCCGUAAGUGGGAUGAAAUUGAUCAUGUGCACGUAGAGCUGUGACGUACCGAACCAAGUUGAGCAUAUGACGUCAAGCAUUCCAAGGUUUCCGACCAUGUAAUUUUUAGCAAACGAAUUACUAUAGACACCGG
Molecule: messenger RNA, 5437 nt
Organism: Phaeodactylum tricornutum CCAP 1055/1
Lineage: Eukaryota; Bacillariophyta; Bacillariophyceae; Surirellales; Neidiaceae
Exons: 3
Coding region: 1-4704 (1567 amino acids)
Biological process (GO): transcription by RNA polymerase III
Cellular component (GO): transcription factor TFIIIC complex
Molecular function (GO): protein binding
Source: RefSeq, a predicted model, not a curated record